CGCCCCGCUCCCUUUCCGGCGGCAGCAUGGCGGCCGGCGUGGAGCUGGGUUUCGCCGCGGCGGCGGGGCCGGGCGAGGCCUGGCGGCUGCGCAGCCCCUACUUCCCCAGCAAGGUCGGCGGGCGGCCGGCGUGGCUGGGGGAGGCCGGGCUGCCGGGUCCCGCCGCCCUGCGCUGCGGCCGCUGCCAGCAGCCCUGCGCCUUCCUGCUCCAGCUGUACGCGCCGCUGCCCGGCCGCCCCGACGCCUUCCACCGCACCCUCUUCGUCUUCGCCUGCCGCCGCGCCGCCUGCUACCGUCUACCGGGCCCGCGGGGGCCGCUCUGCGUGUUCCGGAACCAGCUGCCGCGGCGGAACGGCACCUACCCCGAGGAGCCGCCCCCCGAGGAGCCGCCGCCGGGCGCUGCCGCCGCGCCCCCCUGCCGGCUGGGCGGCGGCGCCGCUCUCUGCCGCGUCUGCGGCUGCCUGGGGCCCCGCGCCUGCGGGCGCUGCCGCCGCGCCGCCUACUGCGGCCCCGAGCACCAGGCGCUGGACUGGCGGUGGGGACACCGGCGGACCUGCGGGCAGCACGCCGGCGGAGAUAACUCAGUGGAUGCAAUUCCGGAGCAUAAUGAGUUCCUUUUUCCAGAAUAUGAAAUUUUGAUAGAACCUGAGGAACCAGAAUUUCCUGCUGACAGCAGUGUAGAUCCCAGUGAUGAACAAGGAGCUGUAGAUACAUCAAAGGACCCGAAAGAACCGGAGGAACUCGGAGCUAUGGGCAGUGCAGGUGAAGCAUUUCAGUCCUUGGAUGAAGAGACAUUGGAAGCAAUGGCAAAACAUGAGACCAAAGAAGACAAGAUCUUCCAGAUGUUUAAAGAGCGAAUAGCUGCUGAACCAGAGCAGAUUAUUAGAUACUGCAGAGGAGGAGAAGGCCCAAUCUGGGUAUCAGGUGAAAAUAUUCCUGAAGAAAAGGAUAUCCCAAAUUGCUCAUGUGGUGCCAAAAGGAUUUUUGAAUUCCAGAUUAUGCCACAGCUCCUGAACCACCUUCAGGUUGACAGCCUUGGAGAGAGCAUUGACUGGGGAACGCUGGUGGCGUACACUUGUGCGGACAACUGCGGUGAGGGGAGUGAAUACCGGGAAGAGUUCAUAUGGAAACAAGACUUCUCUGCAGGCUCUAUUGAACUUCCAUCAAGUUACUACGCGGAGUCAUCUAAAUAGAACACCUGCCUUGUUUCAGUGCAUCUCUGCACCUUGCAAACAGGUAACUGAAGUCACCGAUACCUGUGUGCCUUCUAACAGUGAUAGAACUACUGGAAGUGCUCCACAGGGGCUUUUACUUCAACCUGGUAAUGAAGCCAGAUGCAUUUGCUCAGUGAAUUUCAUUCUAGAUAUUUAAAUAAAGAUGAAAUAUUUUUUUCGA
Messenger RNA from Phalacrocorax carbo (great cormorant), 1395 nucleotides. The record is from RefSeq and is a predicted model, not a curated record. NCBI's taxonomy places the organism in Eukaryota, Metazoa, Chordata, Aves, Suliformes, Phalacrocoracidae.